This is a messenger RNA of Humulus lupulus (European hop), 810 nucleotides long. RefSeq lists its product as uncharacterized. The transcript is spliced from 2 exons. The coding region runs from base 1 to 810 and encodes 269 amino acids. The record is from RefSeq and is a predicted model, not a curated record. NCBI's taxonomy places the organism in Eukaryota, Viridiplantae, Streptophyta, Magnoliopsida, Rosales, Cannabaceae.
AUGGAUGGGGGUAGCUCAACAAGACAAGGAAGAAAGAGAGCCCACAUUGAUAGGGGUCAUGUAGAAGGACACCAACGUUUAUUUGAUGAAUACUUUUCUGAUGAACCAGUGUAUACAGAAUAUCAAUUUCGAAGAAGAUUUAGAAUGCGUAGACACGUAUUCCUACGCAUAGUGCAAGCUCUAGAAAAUCAUUCGGAGUAUUUCUAUAUGAGGUUUAAUGCAGUCGGUAGAAGGGGGCUUUCGCCAUUACAGAAAUGCACCGCUGCUAUGCGAAUGUUGGCAUAUGGAGCACCUGCCGAUUAUGUUGAUGAGUAUGUUCGAAUUAGUGAAACCACUGCUAUUGAAUGUCUAGUCAAUUUCGUUUGGGGAGUGAAUGAUAUUUUUGGGACCGAAUAUUUAAGAAGGCCCAAUGCUGGGGACAUUCGUCACUUACUUCAAAUGGGGGAGAUGGUGUCUAUCCAGAGUGGGGUACAUUUGUUAAAACUAUCCCACUGCCUCAAGGAGAGAAAAGAAAAUUAUUUGCUCGAUGCCAAGAAGCAGUACACAAAGAUGUUGAGCGAGCAUUCAGAGUACUUCAAUCUCGUUUUCCUAUUGUACGAGGACCAACAUGUGUUUUGGCAAAGAGAUGUUCUCAAAGAUAUUAUGUAUGCAUGCAUCAUAUUGCACAACAUUAUUGUCGAUGAUGAAAUAAAUGCAUAUAAGAGUUUGUUUGAUUUUAAUUAUGAUGACGACUCCGCCGACACCCUAAUGGUUGAAGUAUUGCAUAAACCUAUUUCUGACUUCCCGACAAUGCUUCAAAGAAAUGCUUAA